AUGCGCGGGGCGGCGCGGCCGGGGCGGCCAGGCCGGGGCUGCCUCCCCGGGGCCCGCGGCCUGAGGGCUGCGCCGCCGCCGCCGCCGCCGCUGCUCCUGCUCGCGCUGCUGUCGCUGCUGCCCGCUCCCGGCGCCGCCGCCGCCCCGGCCCCGCGGCCCCCGGCCCUGCAGCCAGCGGCCGCGGGGCCCAGCGUGAGCCUCUACCUGAGCGAGGACGAGGUGCGCCGGCUGAUCGGUCUCGAUGCAGAACUUUAUUACGUGAGAAACGACCUUAUUAGUCACUACGCUCUAUCCUUUAACCUGUUAGUACCCAGUGAGACAAAUUUCUUGCACUUCACUUGGCAUGCGAAGUCCAAGGUUGAGUAUAAGCUGGGAUUUCAAGUAGACAAUUAUGUGGCUAUGGACAUGCCCCAGGUCAACAUUUCUGUUCAGGGGGAAGUUCCACGCACUUUAUCAGUGUUCCGGGUCGAGCUUUCCUGCACUGGCAAAGUAGAUUCUGAAGUUAUGAUAUUAAUGCAACUCAACUUGACAGUAAAUUCUUCAAAAAAUUUUACAGUCUUAAAUUUUAAACGAAGGAAAAUGUGCUACAAAAAACUUGAAGAAGUAAAAACUUCAGCCUUGGACAAAAACACUAGCAGAACUAUUUAUGAUCCUGUACAUGCAGCUCCAACCACCUCUACACGUGUGUUUUAUAUCAGUGUAGGGGUUUGUUGUGCAGUAAUAUUUCUUGUAGCAAUAAUAUUAGCUGUUUUGCACCUUCAUAGUAUGAAAAGGAUUGAACUGGAUGACAGUAUCAGUGCCAGCAGUAGCUCCCAAGGACUGUCUCAGCCAUCCACCCAGACGACUCAGUAUCUGAGAGCUGACACGCCCAACAAUGCCACUCCUAUCACCAGCUCCUCAGGUUAUCCUACCUUGCGGAUAGAGAAGAACGACCUAAGAAGUGUCACUCUUCUGGAAGCCAAAGCCAAGGUGAAGGAUAUAGCAAUAUCCAGGGAGAGGAUAACUUUGAAAGAUGUACUCCAAGAAGGUACUUUUGGGCGUAUUUUCCAUGGGAUUUUAUUAGAUGAAAAAGAUCCAAAUAAAGAAAAACAAGCAUUUGUAAAAACAGUUAAAGAUCAAGCUUCUGAAGUCCAGGUGACCAUGAUGCUCACCGAAAGCUGCAAGCUGCGAGGUCUCCACCACAGAAAUCUUCUUCCUAUUACUCAUGUGUGUAUAGAAGAAGGAGAAAAGCCCAUGGUGAUAUUGCCUUACAUGAAUUGGGGGAACCUUAAAUUGUUUUUAAGACAGUGCAAAUUAGUAGAGGCCAAUAAUCCACAGGCCAUUUCUCAGCAAGACCUGGUGCACAUGGCUAUUCAGAUUGCCUGUGGAAUGAGCUACCUGGCCAGAAGGGAAGUCAUCCACAAAGACCUGGCUGCUAGGAACUGUGUGAUUGAUGACACACUUCAGGUGAAGAUCACCGACAACGCCCUCUCCAGAGACUUGUUCCCCAUGGACUACCACUGUCUGGGGGACAACGAAAACAGGCCGGUUCGGUGGAUGGCUCUUGAAAGUCUGGUUAAUAAUGAGUUCUCCAGUGCCAGUGACGUGUGGGCCUUUGGAGUGACGCUGUGGGAGCUCAUGACUCUGGGCCAGACGCCCUACGUGGACAUCGACCCCUUUGAGAUGGCUGCGUACCUGAAAGAUGGUUACCGGAUAGCCCAGCCCAUCAACUGUCCCGAUGAACUGUUUGCUGUGAUGGCCUGUUGCUGGGCCUUAGAUCCAGAGGAGAGGCCCAAGUUCCAGCAGCUGGUGCAGUGCCUCACGGAGUUCCACGCAGCCUUGGGAGCCUACGUGUGACUCCUCUCUGAGCCCCACAGCGGGGGCUCGCCGGGAUCCCAUCACGGACGCGUGAUGUAGGAUGCAACGCUGGCAGAAGCACCCCCGUCUUCCAGAACACUGUGCCUUUGGAACGCUUUAGAAUCUGAACUUUCUAAGACAGACUUAAUGUGGAGUAUUUUUAGAUACGUCUUUUAUUAGGUUGAACUGAAAGGGGUUUUGUAAAUUUUUUGGCCAAAUUUUUUGAAAACAUAGUUACUUUGGAUUAGUACAUUCUUUCAAAAUAAACAGUUUUUAAAAUUGUUUAGACGCGGAUAUUUGGAAUAGCUAUCUUAGUGCCAACUGCUAUUUUUUUAACUUGAUCAAGGUAAUGUAGGUGACUCUCCUUUAAAAUGUUUUUUAAUACUGUUUUUUAUCACUGUUCUUGGAAAUGGUUUGUCUUCAAGAUGCAAUACUUUUCUUAGAGGAAAAACAGAAUAAAAAGAUGUGUGGUUUGCCUUGUACAAGCAAAGGCACUAUUGGAGGGAGAAAGAGAGAAAAACAGGGGGAGGGAAAAACAACAACAUUUUUCGUGCUUGUGAGAAACUGCCCUUUCGUGGAGAAUCGUUUCUUUUUUGUUCUGUGGUGGGGAAGUGGGAGCUGAGUCCACUGCGUUUUCCCCUUGGCGGAAGUGCGCUUUGCUGUGAGCCAGGGUCGGGGCAGAUCAGGAGUAAGACACAGCAAUUUUAUUUAUUUUCACUCUCUGGCGAAGCAGAUGACACAGGUCCAGAAAGUGAAAUCACGCGUCUCAGCUGAAGAGUCCCUUUAUUGCACCUGGAACAGUGCUAUGCACAGAGCGGGUGCUGGAGUUGUGGUGUUUGUUUUUUGUUUUGUUUUGUUUUUUUAAUGUAAACUGGUACAUUUUGUGCUUAUCUUCAAGGCUGGCUUAAGUAUAACACUUUUUUAAAACACCUGAAAAAUUAAAGAAUUUGUUUUAUAUUA
Messenger RNA from Lepus europaeus (European hare), 2796 nucleotides. It is a transcript of the gene RYK, whose product is annotated as receptor like tyrosine kinase. The transcript is spliced from 15 exons. The record is from RefSeq and is a predicted model, not a curated record. Gene Ontology annotation, biological process: cell surface receptor protein tyrosine kinase signaling pathway; axonogenesis; protein phosphorylation. Gene Ontology annotation, cellular component: signaling receptor complex. NCBI's taxonomy places the organism in Eukaryota, Metazoa, Chordata, Mammalia, Lagomorpha, Leporidae. Gene Ontology annotation, molecular function: protein kinase activity; ATP binding. The coding region runs from base 1 to 1836 and encodes 611 amino acids.